CUGUUCUAGGGAGAUACAAGGAAUCCAAUAAUAUGAAAAGGGAACAGGAUAAAAUAUUAGAAAAAUAAGAAGAUAGAAACAGAAAAUUCAAAUGGGUUGUGUGAGGAAGUUACGGGCCUGUCUGAAUUUGAGGGCAGUUGAGGGUUUGAAUACAUGGUCCUCGAAUCAUCUUCCCUUUUAAGGCCAUUACUAGCCAUUGUUCCAUCUGCAACUUUCUUGCUUGAUCACAGCUGAAGCUUUUCCUUAAUUUCCGAGUCGACUGCGAGAGAAAUGGUCCUGCGGUUUUAGAAUCCUGGAAGCGAAGCGAUUUCAUCUGCAUUGUCGAUGGCGGUCAAGAAAGAUAUGUGGAGCUACGUUGUGCCGAGCUGUUGCGGGAAAGGAACUGAGCCCAGCAAGCCCAAGAAAGUGGUGUCCAAGCAGAGUUCCUUCCAAAGGCUAUCUGUGUCGGAUUUGAGCAACCCGAGCUUGACGUUAUCGGAAGACCUUUCCAUAUCUCUUGCAGGGUCGAACCUCCAUGUGUUCACCCUCCAGGAGCUCAAGCUGAUCACCCAGAGCUUCUCGUCGAGCAACUUUCUCGGCGAAGGCGGGUUCGGGCCAGUUCACAAGGGCUUCAUCGACGACAAGCUUAGGCCUGGCUUGAAGGCCCAGCCGGUGGCGGUCAAGCUCCUGGAUUUGGACGGCUUGCAGGGUCAUAGAGAGUGGUUGACAGAAGUGAUAUUUCUCGGACAAUUGAGGCAUCCUCAUCUGGUGAAGCUGAUCGGUUACUGCUGCGAGGACGAACACCGGCUCCUAGUAUACGAAUACAUGCCUCGUGGCAGUUUAGAGAAUCAACUAUUCAGAAGAUAUUCAGUUUCACUUCCGUGGUCGGCGAGAAUGAAAAUCGCUCUAGGAGCAGCAAAGGGCCUGGCCUUCCUGCACGAAGCAGAGAAACCGGUCAUAUACCGAGACUUCAAAGCCUCAAACAUCUUACUAGACUCGGAUUAUACUGCAAAGCUCUCGGACUUUGGACUAGCGAAAGAUGGCCCGGAAGGAGACGACACUCACGUUUCGACCCGGGUCAUGGGCACCCAGGGCUAUGCAGCUCCUGAAUACAUCAUGACAGGUCAUCUGACGGCGAUGAGCGAUGUGUAUAGCUUCGGAGUAGUCCUGCUGGAGCUCCUGACGGGGAGGAAAUCCGUGGACAAAGCCCGGCCUGCCCGGGAGCAGAAGCUGGCCGAGUGGGCCAAACCGAUGCUGAGAGACCCCAGGAAGCUGGGCCGCAUAAUGGACCCAAGGCUCGAGGGGCAGUACUCGGAGGCCGGGGCGAGGAAGGCAGCCGAACUGGCGCACCAGUGCCUCAGCCACCGGCCAAAGGGGAGGCCCGCGAUGCGGACUGUGGUCGAGACCCUCGAGCCGCUCCAGGACUUCGACGACCUCCCGGUCGGCACGUUCGUGUUCACAUUCCCUACCGACGGCGAUCUGAGCAAGAAGGGCGAGGCGAGAGAGAGCGACAAGCCCAAGGAAGCAAAGAGAGAGCGCGGCCACCAUCAGCACCACAACCAAAGGCGUCACAGAAGAUCAUCUCCCAAGUCUGCGAUUCACUCAGACACUGCUCUAGGACACAGAAGCCAUAGACAUGGAUUGGGUUCGCCAUUGCACCAGAAAGGAUGAGAGGAAGAUGAUGAUUGACCGAUGUAAAUAAUCACAAGGUUGUAUUUCAAACAUGGUAUUGGAUUCCAUAGAGUUGAUUGUAGGGUUGAAUUGUAAGGUUUUCUUUUUCUUCUUUGAUGGGCUGCCUUAUUUUCGGUUACAAAGGCUUAUUUUUCCCCCCUUUCUGUUUUUAUUUUUGAUGAACAGGCUAGAAUGUUGAUUGGUUGAUUCUUUAAUACAAGUGUAAUAUACAGAGUCAAGUGAGCGAAAGGACUGAUUCAAGAAG
Molecule: messenger RNA, 1915 nt
Organism: Rhodamnia argentea
Lineage: Eukaryota; Viridiplantae; Streptophyta; Magnoliopsida; Myrtales; Myrtaceae
Product: serine/threonine-protein kinase RIPK-like
Exons: 5
Coding region: 325-1650 (441 amino acids)
Biological process (GO): protein phosphorylation
Molecular function (GO): protein kinase activity; ATP binding
Source: RefSeq, a predicted model, not a curated record